Messenger RNA from Acaromyces ingoldii, 2218 nucleotides. RefSeq names its product putative c-terminal kinesin. The record is from RefSeq and is a predicted model, not a curated record. Bases 22 to 2100 code for a protein of 692 amino acids. Lineage: Eukaryota; Fungi; Basidiomycota; Exobasidiomycetes; Exobasidiales; Cryptobasidiaceae. Gene Ontology annotation, molecular function: microtubule binding; ATP binding; microtubule motor activity. The transcript has 7 exons. Gene Ontology annotation, biological process: microtubule-based movement.
CGGCAGGUAAGGCUCGCAGCUAUGUCUUCCUCAGACUCGACCAUGGCGGAGCAACCGGCGCGAUCGUCCUCAAGUCUUUCCAACAUACCCGUCCCACAGGCGGCCCGCCGAGAGGCCAAAGCGUCGAGCGGUCUCCCCACUCGAACAGCGGCGAGCAAUGGAGCAAGCUCGGGUCCCUCCAGACUGCCUGCGAAGAGUGCCAGCAAGGCAAAUGUCGUGCUGCGAGCGACUGUUGCCAGUGGCUCGGGCAGUGUGUCAGGGUCGUCGAGGGCGUCGACAAAACCCACGGGCGGACUCACACUUCCAAGAGCACCGAUGGUCAACAGGACUAAUCGUCCAGUAGCUGUCGGUAGAGUGCCUAGCGGUAUGCUACCCAAAGGAAAGGUCGCUGUCGGACCUAUCAGGUCUGCCGGAUCUCCUGGACGGGGCCGUAUCAGCCAAGAUUCGAACGAUUCUGGCCGGAUGGAAGCGAUCGAAUCCCGAAUGACGUCGAUGCAGGAUCUUUUCGACAUGGAGAGAAGAAGGACAGACGAUAUGAUGGCGAGGGCCAUGAAGGAAAGAGAAAUGCAGGAGGAAAAAGUUCGACAGCUCGAGGAAGACCUUCUUGAACAACGUCGACUUGCUACCCGGAGAAAGGAAGAGGCAACGAGGCGCAAGUCCAUCGCAGAAGAUGAGCUUCAAGUUAUCACGAGCAAGCACAAUCGUGAGAAACGCAUGCUCGAAGAGGAGCUCGAGCAGGAACGUUCGACGGUGUCCGCCCUGAAAGCCACACUUGCGCAACAGUCGACCGCACACCUCACUAUGGAGAGCCAGCAUGCAGCUUUGCGAACGCAGAUUGGUAGUCAAAAAGACGAGAUCCAAGGCCUGCAAGGACGCAUACAAGAGCUAGAGGCAGCCAACAGAUUGUUGCAAAACACAAGUCUGCACCUGGAGUCCGAGCUGCGCGAAGCCGAGUCGCUCCGACGCAAGCUUCACAACGAGGUCCAAGAGCUGCGAGGCAACAUCAGAGUCUUCGCGCGGGUGAGGCCGAGCGUCAAGAACGACGCCAACAACUCCACUUCUCUGGCAUCGAUUCGAUUUCCUAACGAGCGGGAGGCGAACCAAAUUGAGCUGCUUGCUAUGGGUGAAAGUGCGACGGGCACCGCAACGAUGCGGAACCAUCUCUUCACAUUUGACCGCGUUUUUCAACCUCACACCUCUCAAGCGGACGUAUUCGAAGAGGUGGCUCACCUCACACAGAGCGUCCUCGAUGGCUACAAUACAUGCAUCUUUGCAUAUGGCCAAACAGGCAGCGGCAAGACGCACACUCUGGAAGGAGGGACGGAACUGUCACUUUCCACUGCUUCAGACCCGAGCAGCGAUCCGCACGCCGGUCUCAUCCCAAGGGCUGUGCAAAUGCUCUGGAAGACGGCCGAGGACCUCCACGACAAGGGCUGGAGGUACGACUUUGAGGGCCAAAUGCUCGAAAUUUACAACGAGGGCAUCAAUGACCUCCUGGGCAAAGCUGAGGUCGACACAGCCAAGCACGAAAUCAAGCACGAAAAGGGCCGUACGAUUGUGACGGACACCGUCGUUGUGCCCCUCGACUCGCCCGCCAAGGUAUUCCAGCUGCUUGCCAAGGCCAAAUCGAGGCGCCAAACGGCCUCGACGCUCAUGAAUGAACGCUCUUCGCGCUCGCACAGCGUCUUCAUCGUGCGGGUGCGAGGUCAGAAUGCUACGACGCUGGAAUCGUGCGACGCAGUUCUGUCACUGGUCGACCUUGCUGGUUCCGAACGGCUCUCCAACAGCGGCAGCGGAUCGGAUCCGGCGAGGCUUAAAGAGGCCCAAUGCAUCAACAAGAGUCUCAGCUCCUUGGCGGACGUCAUUGCCGCCUUGGGCAACAGCAAGCAGGGGCAGGGCCAUGUGCCGUACAGGAAUAGUACGCUGACCUGGCUCCUCAAGAACUCUCUUGGGGGUAACUCGAAGACCCUCAUGCUCCUGGCCCUAUCGCCCAUGGCUGAGCAUCUCAAUGAGUCUCUCUGCUCUCUCCGUUUUGCGAGCAAAGUGAACAGCACCGUUAUUGGCACUGCCAAAAAGGUCAAAGGAGCCUCGUCAGACUGAUGCGAGCCGUCUUUUAGCCAUAUUUAGCAGCAUUAAUAAUUAGACAGACUCCCUUCUUUCUCUCCCUUCCUUGUAAUUUUGGUAUCGUCCUUGUUGCACGUAUUUCCAUCACGCUACC